This is a messenger RNA of Misgurnus anguillicaudatus (oriental weatherfish), 7331 nucleotides long. RefSeq lists its product as uncharacterized. The record is from RefSeq and is a predicted model, not a curated record. Lineage: Eukaryota; Metazoa; Chordata; Actinopteri; Cypriniformes; Cobitidae.
CACGAAUAGAGCGGGGGAGAGAGAGAGAGAGAGGCUGUAUUUUGUGUCGCACCGUCAAUUGAGCAAAACUGAAGGAGGAAAGGCGAUACUGAACUGCAGGAGCGCAGAUCAAAUGAACGAGUAUCUUGCUCGCGAUGAAAUAGAAAUGAACGCGACGCCACCGACGCUGAAUGACAAAACGGAGCGCUGAAGCUCUUUAUUAAUAGUCUUUAUGCCCAGCUGCACUACUUCCUGAACUUCAGCCAGCUCCUUGUUUCCUGUCUGCCAUUAUUGGACAAACUGAUUAAUCCAGGAGGAGUAAAGAGAAGAAACAGAUGAACAAAUGAUUCCAACCACUAACCACAGUCAUAGACGGUUUCAUCAUAGAGCAGAUCGUCACUAUGGUGCCUUUACUCCAGCUCUUUCUUUUAUUACAUCUGAUUCAGCCAAUCACAAAUUAUGUCAAUGGAAAUUCUCAUUCUCUUCUUUCCAAUCGCUUAAAACACGACCUGGUUUCCUAUCGUGCAAAGAGCCGGACUGAUGCAUUUAUCAAAAUGAAAGAUCAUGAAUUGGCUGGUAAUCCUGGACUAAAAAUUGACAGACCAUUACUUGGUAGUUUCUAUGGAAAACGUUUCAUGAAAUCAAACAAUGAUCCAAAUGAACGAAGUGAAAUCAAAAACACAUUUUUAGUAUCCCAAAAAAAACGAGUCAAAAGAAGACCUUCCCAUACUGACAAAUUACCACAAGAUCCUGUUCAAACUGUUGAACCCACAAGCCAUUUAACUGAAUUGUCAACAUUCACCAACAUUUUACUCCUUCAUAGAAGAGAGACUGUGGUCGAGUCAGUUACAGAUGGACCAGUAAACACUGAUUGGUCAACAGUUGGGUCCGGCGAUGUGUUUACACCUGCAGAUACUGAUUUGAUGGUGUCACCAACAGACGUUGACGCACAGUACAGACCACACAUCCAAACGGCAUUUAGUGUCCUAGCAAGUGGAGGCACAGCAGAUCCAACUUUAGCACCUUUACUCCCAACCAGCCCUUCUGCAAGUGCACCCGCUUAUGAUGUCCAGGCUACUUCCAAUGUGAUGGGCCAAUGGGAUGUUAAUAAGACUCAAUUGAAAAUAGAUAUACCCACUCCAGCUGUUAUACAGAGAAAAACAGAGUUAACAACCUUACCACCUUACAGUAAAAGCAGCGAUCUUAGCACAAGCACAGCCAGUCUACAAAUAAAAACACCAUUACCAGAAGUGGACACCUUUAGUUACAACUACUCGCAACCAAAAAUCACUUCAGCAACAGUGUCUAAUAGACAAACAAAGGAUGCAGGAAAUGAAGGAGUGGUCAACAAUACUGCAGAUACACCAAGAGAAUCUACAAAUUUGACACAGUCCAGCGAAAAGACUCGAAAGAAAACUAACGGUACGCCCACUCAUAAGAACGCCUCUUCAGGCCCGAGUGUACGGGGUCAUUUUGUCUUCUCUGAAAACACUGAAGGAUAUGCAGAAGAUCUGUCUGCUUCCUAUGAAGUAGUUUCAUCUGUUAAGUCAAGCCCUGCAUUCCCUACCCCUGUCACAGCUAAGGAGCCCUGUUCAACUGUUGUAGGCCCUUGUGUUUUUUCCAAAGAUCAAAAUCAUCGUAAUAAUUUCAGUUCCACAAAUGGGAGCAAACUAGUUUGGGCGGACUUGCAUCGCACAUUGUCGUUUGCAUGGGAACUGCAUGUAUUUGGUUCGGCUACUCUCUUCCUUCUACUGACUGCUGGUGCUGCCCUUGGCCUAGCGUUGGCUCCCAGCUUUCUCUGCCUUCAGCGUGGUGAAUUGGUGCUGACAAACAGUCUCUUGCUAAUCGCAGGUGCGGUUAGAGCCGGCCACUUGUUUCUCGAUCCAUAUGGGACACGGCUCCUCUUACCACCCCCUGUAAUAAUAGCUUUAUACACGCUAUCAUUGCCACUUUUAAUUUUGGCACAGGCUGCAUUGGUGAUACUGACACUAAAAGAGGCAGGAGUGAAUUUGCUACCCCCAGCUUUUCAGCGCCCCCCUCUGUUGGGAGUGUUAGCUAUUUUACAAUGUACUCUGUUACUUGCUGCAGACUUACUCUCGCCUGCACUCUCACCCGCUGUUCCAAUCGUCCUACAGAGCCUUACGUUGACUUCAGGGCUGGCAUUGUGCUUAUGGUACCUGUUCCUGGCCCUGCCACAGCUCGCACGCAACCACGCAGCCCGGGCUGAAAAUAAGUCCAUGGGUGAAAGGAAGGUGCAGAUUUUGGCACGGGUAUUGGCAGUGUGCGCUCUUCUUGGGACACUGUGCUGUCUCUUACAUAUAUACGCCUGCUUGUGGUUGUAUGGGCUUCUAGGAGAUUGGAGGCACUAUCGUUGGGGAUGGUGGCUCUGUCAGUUCUGGGCACGUCUGUUGGAGCUUGCUUGGGCUUUCUGCAUGCUUCUAGUGUCCUCAUGGGUUUUCUGGAGACCUAGUAGAGGCCAAAUAUGUAGAGCAUCAAGACAGGAAGGAGCUGCCACAGAAAACCUGCCUUCCCCCUGUCAGUCAUCAAACUCUACCAACAGACAUACUUGCUGGGCAAAGAUUGUCCAAAGCCUGAAAGUAAGACAACAAAGAAAAUCUGAAAGCAACGGAAAUGGAGGGUCCAGCAGUGGUGGAGUGGUUGGAGAAUUGCCCAAUAACUGGGCAGGACAGGAGCGAUCAGGGGUGGACAUUAGCAAGAGCCUCAUACGAAAUCGAGACCCACUUAAAGACAGCAAUCAUGGACGCAAUAUGAAUAGCUUUGCAGGGGGCUCAGCAGGUUCAUUGUUAAGGCUUCAGUCACUUGCUCAGCCGAUUCAGCGUUCUUUAAGUAGCAGUUUAGCAGAUAGGGACAAGGAGUCGGUCGUCUCACUUUAUGACUUUGAUUUGCGCCCUCCAAGCCCAAUCAACUUGAGUCGCAGUAUUGAUGAGGCACUUCACCGCGAGCAUCUACUAAAUGGAGGAAGCCUGUUUCAACCUUUGCGACCGCCAUCGCCUCAGUCUCCAAGGCUCUGGAUGCGACGGAACAGUGAUCCUCAAACGCUGUCAUUAAGUAGUGAUGAGCACACAUUGCUCUCAGAAUCCUCAGAAGGUCUGGGCCGCUGCAUCCCCAGUGCUGUGCCCAGUCGACAAGUCACAGCCCCCCCUACACCUACCCAUCAGGGCUUCCGUUGGGUCUCAGAGGUGCCAGUGCCUUCUUCUCUGUCCUGUCCAGUUUCAUUGCACCCCUCCCCAAGCACCAGCUGUGCCCUGGAGCCCAGUGCAGAAAACACCAGGCUGUUUUUGACCCCUGAUAUUGAAAGUUCACAAUCAAACAACAGAUUGGGACAGAGCUACCUAAAAGUAAAUCAACAAGAUGAGAGUGUCAGCAGUGACAUAAUUGACCUUUGAACUUGAUUGUUGUGGGCACUGCAACUUCUGUUGGGAGCUGGUGUACAAUCCCUGAUAACCUAAAAUAAUCUAUUUAAUCGUGACCUGUUUUGAAGACCAGAGCCUAAAGCACUUAUUGACAAUUUGCGGAAAAGAAAUCUGGUGUCAAUCUGAAAUUAACUCAAAUAAUGACAAUUAUUUAAAUUCAUAAAACUUAAACGUAAUGGUUCCUUUUAAGGAUUUUUUGGGUUCGGUACGAUUUAAGCUCAGUUAAUAGUAACUGUGGCAUGCUGUCAUUUACCAGACAAUAAUUUAAUUUGACCUCAUGACUGUAUUUGAAGAUGCCAAACCCUAAGUGCGUCUUACAUGUUUUCCUGUAAAUGAGCAUUUUUGAUCAUGCUGUUAUUGUUUAUUUCAUUGCAAUGAAAAUGUUAUUAGUCAGAAAUUGAAAUGCCUUCAUUUUAGUCAUUUUAAUUUUAGUCACUUUAGUAAUUUCAUUGGUAUUUAACACUGACUUUCGCUGCAAAACCCUCUAAGUACAUAUAAAAAUCUCCACGUCUAACAAAAGUCUCCAGUCCCUCUUCAAUGUUAUUUCUGAAUAAAGGUAAAAGGCUCAAAAAUUCCUUGCAUCCACUUUUUCUGCCAUGCACUGACUGAGGCCGGGAUGAAGUGAAUUUAAAAUGUAUUUUUAUUUGAUGAACGUAUAAUAUGGUUCAUAUCAUUAUCUCAUUAUUGACAGAGGUGGCAUUUAGCGGGUUUUGCAUCUGAACUCAUUUGGAAAAAGGCAUUCCUGAGGGAUUAAAAGCAAAAUUGUACAUUUUUGAGAAGUAUGUGAUGUAUAAAUUCUCAAUGUUUUCUGAGAUGUUUUGUUCUAGGUGGAUAAAAUUAUGCUAUCAGUGUAAUUCCAGUAGGAGUUUGCUUUAUAUGAACUUUGCUUUAUAGAUAGCUAUGUGAAAUUUCUUUUGGUAUCACUGCAUAUGUCAUUAAGAGUUAAAACUUUUGUUUGAUUUUACAAACUGAGAAAAGAGACUAAAUUGUUUAAAUUGUUUGUGUCAAUCAGCAUUAUGCUAUCAUAAUGUCUUUUAAGCAUUGGAAUUCAACUUCAGGGACUAUCUAGAAGACAUUGUAAAGAGCUACGUCUGGAUAAGGUGUUUUUUUAAUGGAAAAAUAUAUGUGCCAAAUCAUGUUGGCUUUCUGGUCAAUGCAUCGACCAGCAAAUCUAUUUUCAAUAUGUUCCUGAUAUUCAACAAGCCUGAAGCAUAUCAAUCUAUAUUCAUUUAUUUUCUAUGUUUAUUCUUCCCUGUAGUUAUAUUUGGUCUAGUCAUAAUAACGUAUAUUUUGGUAACUGUAAUAAGCUGGCAGCUUUUAAAAUUGCAUAUCAGGACUCUUGGUUAGAUGAACUUUGGUGUAGGAUAUGUUGUUGAAGGCUCGUGCAAAAGUCCAAUAUAUUUUCACAUGAAUGCACAUUACUACACAACCCCCAGAAUCUCUGUUUAAAGAGUAACUAAACCCUAAACCAACUUUUUUUAGUUAAUGACCUGUAAGAAUAAUGCUUUAUUAGUGCUGUUCAUUGAUUUUAGUAAGUUUUUUGACAUUUGGAUAUAAAGUGUUUCAAUACUACAAUAUAUGGUGUAAAAACGUCUGAGUGCUGCCCUCUUCAGGUUGAACGGUGGCUACUGCAGUUGAAUUUUCCUAUUGGAUGUUGGGUCCAAAAAAUGACUCGUGACGUAAGCAGGUUCAAGCUCACCACGCCCUUGUUACGAUCUCACCACACACUUGGUACGAGCUUAGUUCGUCCUCUCUAUCUCUGUUGGGAUCUGCCCACUUUUCUUGCAUUUUUCAAAUAUUAACAGUGGGCGGAGUCAGGCUCUGAACAGGGGUUUAGUUACGCUUUAAUUUUGUUUUGUGGCAUUGUAGUUUUUUUCUUGUGUAAAAAGAAAACUAAAAGCAAUAAAGUAAUGUCUUGUAAAGCUGAAAUCAUUGUUAUUCAGUGAAAUUGAAGAAAUAUUGUACUGUGAGUCAAAAUAAUUGAUCAAACAAUUAUGUGAGAACUUUUGGGGUUUGGUGCAGACUGACAUUUUAACACUGAAGAGCACAUUAAAGGACAUGAAAGUCUCUUUCCAUCUGUUCUGUUGACAUUACUAUGCUGCAAGAGAUGAUGGACUCUCUAUGUGCUGUUGUGGUAAAACUGAAAGUUAAGCGUGAAGACAUGGAAGCCAAUUCUCAUAAUAACAUUAUAAGGAUUGUUAGAGUUACACAAGAUAAGUCUUCUAAAUAAAUACCAACCUACGUGGAGAGGCAUACUACAUCAACAAGGACUUUAUCACUUACAGACAUUUCACAAAUUACAACCAAACAGUAGGAAAGCGUCCACAACCUAAUGUAGCAAGAAUGCAAAAUCACUGUCAAAGUCCUACAGCCGCUUGAGGUCGGUGAGAAUUUCCAUCUUUACAGCUUUGACUGCAGCAGCUUUGCACGAUUCCUGGUUUUUUUUCCAUCCAGCCAGGCUGAAGUCUCAGAAAGCAAACUUGUUGGUUUUGCUAAAGUUUAUGUCAAUUUCUUAAAUGUCUCAUCAAAAUGAAUCAAGCGAUAAGUGAACCACUUGAACAAGGCUGUAAAAAUGUUUAGUCAAACUUGUUUAUUGUCUUCUUGAUUGUAUAUAAGUGGUGUGUUAUUGGUUAAGCAAAGAUAAACCAGGUUUGCUGUUGUAAUAAUUAAACUAUUGUGCUUUUUAUUAUUAUUUUUAUUAUUACUGAAUGGUAUAUUCUGGAGGUCUCUUUGUGGAUCUCUGGGAAUGAACACUUAUGGGAUGGCAUCAGCUGUAGUCUGCACAUGGGUGCACAUUAUUUGACAAUGCAGCUGUUGAAUGUGCAGGGUGGGUAAAUCUGUUCUCUCUUGUUUGUCAUUGUACAUAAAGGGCAUUUAUGUAUUUUUCCCACGUUGGUUGGUUUAGGAAAGUAAAGUAAAUGGCUUAAAUAAUGCUGCAUGUUCCCUAAGGACAUCUGAGACAGAUAGACCCAUGCACAUCUUGACGUUAUGCUCAUUCCAGACUAGGGUUGCCAAUCAUUCCGUAUUAUAUGGAAUCGUCCCGUAGUUAAGACAUCAAAGCAGCUUUCCAUAUUAAACCUGUAGGGAAUUCAGUUUUUCCUCUAUUGGGACGUAUCCUGUAAAGGCAUAUAUAAAUGUGCCAUUGGUAAUCUAUGUGCAAGGUAGUGGUAUGUACAAUUACUAAAGUCCCUGUAAAGUCAAUCUUGAAAAUUGUUUCUUAAAGUUGCCAUGAAACAGAAGUAGCAAUUGCCUUUUUUUCCCACAUGAUGACAUAUAUCCGAGUGAAACCGGCUUCUGAAAUUAAAUAAGGCAGGGCUGGAUUUGAAAUUGUCCAUCAAGAUCUGAUUGGAUCAUUUGAAGUUGGGUCGUGUUGGUAAUUGCUAAUCGCAGCGAUCUUCUCCCGGACCCCAUAUCAUAUGACCGGAAGUAAAGAGAGAUCGUUUUGAGGAGGGCACAUGAAUUUGUUAAAAUAAUGAAGCUCACAGAUAAGUCAUUUGUAAAAAAAUACCCCAAUAUUCCAAAACAAAUUACAGUUUUUCAUUUUAUUUUCAUGGCGACUUUAACACAUUAUAAAUGUUAGAAAUGUAUUGCUGAAACACGGCACACAAACUGUAAACUAUGUAUUACUUAAUUGCAGAGUUAGAUCAUUAAACAUUACCUGGAUUAUUCAGGCAUGACGCUAGCUACAAAUGUGUUUUGAUACUCGUCGAAUACCAAAACACACUUGUUGCCAAUCAGCAGUAAGGGGCAUGUCUACUAACUGACAUCGUUGCCUGGGUUGCAUAUGUGUUGGGGGGUCUACCAAAAGAAGGUCCAGAUUCUAUUGGGGUAGGGGCAUGUUUGUUUAGGUCAUUUCAAAUGUCAACAUUGGCUUUCAAGAGAUUGUGCACCCCUAACUACAGACACUGAAAUGAAAUA